AUGGAGAUCAUAAAUGGGGUUUUCUUGAUUCUUCCUUUGGGCUUUGUUUUAGUUUUUGAGGUUUUGAAGAGAUUGAAUGGUUUGUAUUAUGCUGUGAAGUUGGGGAAGAAAUGGGGUGAGCUUCCUCCUGGUGAUCUCUCUUGGCCACUUCUUGGUUCUACUUUAUCCUUCCUCAAAUCUUUCACGGUUGGUCCACCUGAAAGCUUUAUUCGUAUCUUUACCACCAGGUAUGGGAAAGUUGACAUGUACAAGACUCACAUGUUUGGGAGAGCAAGCAUACUCGUCUGCAAACCUGAAAUCUGUCGCCAAGUACUAAUUGAUGAAACCAAAUUUGUUCCUAGUUAUCCCGCCUGCAUGAAAAGGUUAUUUGGUAGAAAGUCACUGAUCCGAGUCUCCAAGGCGGAGCACCGGAAGCUCCGACGGAUGACAAUGGCGCCGAUCAGCAGCCACGCUGCGCUCGAGAUCUACAUCGAGCAUACUGAACACACAGUGAUCAGUGGGUUGGAGGAAUGGUCAAGUGUGGAGAAGCCAUUGAAGCUGUUGACAGAGAUAAAGGAGCUUACCUUCAAAAUUAUUUGGAACAUUUUUAUGGGUUCAACUUCCAUAGACUAUACCACAAAAGAAAUGGAGGCUUUGUAUGAUGAUGUUGCACUUGGCUUAUUCUGUUUCCCCAUCAACUUUCCUGGCUUCAACUUCCAUAAAUCUCUCAAGGCUCGAAAAAGAUUGUAUGAAAUACUUCUAUCUAUUGUGAACGAGAAGAGGUUAAUGAAGAAAAGCAAAGGGGAAAGUUGGGAAGCAAAAGAUAUGAUGGAUUUGAUGACAGAAGUGGAAGAUGAAGAUGGUGAAGGGAUGGACAAUGAGACCAUUACAGAUUUGAUUUUUGGUAAGUUAUUUGCAGGCCAUGAGACUUCAGCUUUCACUACAAUGUGGGCAAUUAUAUUUCUUACAGAUCAUCCACAUAUAUUUCAAAGGGCCAAGGAAGAACAAGAAGAUAUCAUUAGGCGAAGACCUUCAACACAAAAGGGUAUAAAUCUCGUCGAGUUUAAACAAAUGAAAUUUCUUUCUCAGGUGAUAGAUGAGACGCUUCGUCUUAGUAGUAUUGCAUUUGCUACUUUUCGUGAGGCAACAACUGAUAUUAAUAUCAAUGGUAAACUUAUACCAAAAGGAUGGAAAGUUAUACUUUGGCAUCGAGGGCUGUACAUGGAUGAAGAGCUACAUCCUUCCCCACAAGACUUCAAUCCAUCGAGAUGGGAUGAUUUUAUAGGCAACCCCGGUGCUUUUACUCCGUUUGGAUUAGGAGUCAGGUUGUGCCCUGGACGUGAUCUUGCCAAGCUCGAGAUCUCAAUUUUCCUUCACCAUUUUCUCCUCAAUUACAAGAUCGAGCGAUAUAAUCCACAAUGCCAAUUGACUUAUCUACCACUUCCUCAUCCCAAAGACAAAUGCCUUGCAAGAGUGCUGAAAGCUGCAGGACAAUGUGCUAGAAAGAAGUUGCUCAACAUACUUCAAUCCAUCAUCAACCAAAAGAGAUUGGCGAAGAACAUGCAAGGAAAAAGUUGGGAAGCCAAAGAUAUGAUGGAUUUGCUUAUGGACGUGAAAGAUGAAGAUGGUGAAGAGUUGGAUGAUGAAGCCAUUAUAGAUUUGAUAUUUGGUAACUUAUUUGCAGGCCAUGAAACUUCAUCUGUUACAGCAAUGUGGGUUGUUUUGUUUCUUACAAAGCAUCCACAUGUUUUUCAAAGAUCCAAGGAAGAGUUCGUGGAAGAUUGUGAAGGGGGUUAUGAUGGUAGCACGUGGCCUGAAAUCUUGAACCUUAUACCCCAUUCAGGGUGUAUGAGUAUGGUUAUUGUUGCUAAGAGUGCUUUCAAUUCAAGUCUAUUGCACAAUUUUCUUGGACAUAUGAACGUCAAAGGAGUAAAGAUGUUGGCUGCGAAAGGAGUUUUAGAAGAAAAGAGUGACAAGCUUGAUGUUGAGAUUGUGAAGUGCUACUUCCUAGGCUAUGGUUCUUACAUGUUCGAGUACAUGUUUUUAGAUGACAAGAACAGAAAGGUCCUGAGACAUUGUGACCUGACUUUUGAUGAAAAUGUCAUGUACAAGAACAAAAUGAAGAAGGGUUUCAAGACAACGAAGCAAGUGGAGCAUGUGACACCUCAGCAGCAGUUAAGAAGAUCAUCGAGAAAUAUUAGAGUACCAUAUAGUUAUUCACCCUCAUCACACUAUUUGUUGCUGAUUGAUAAAGGAAAACCAGAGUCCCUCUAUGAUGUUGUGAUACAACCUAGUGGGAACAUGUCAUGGAUGCUGAGAUGA
Molecule: messenger RNA, 2301 nt
Organism: Cucurbita pepo subsp. pepo (vegetable marrow)
Lineage: Eukaryota; Viridiplantae; Streptophyta; Magnoliopsida; Cucurbitales; Cucurbitaceae
Source: RefSeq, a predicted model, not a curated record